AUGGCGCCCGGCGCAGACUUAACAGCGCAGUGCCCGCCAGCACGCAUGCCGAAGCUCAAGUACAGAAAUCCAUUGCCUACCACUGAAUCGACACCCUCGCUCGAGUCCCGUCGCAACAGUGCACAUCAAUCCCCCGACGCUGAGGAAUCACGCUCGCUGUCAUCCACCAACCCUUCUCCUUCCAAUUACACGCCGUCAAUUGAUACGGCGAGCCUGACGUCAUCCAGUCUGGCUUCCACAGCACCCAGCGUAGCCUCUUCAGAUGACGCCCAGUCAUCAAAGAAAAAGAAGAAGACGGGCGUCUUCGGCUUUUUGUCCCUCAAGGAACCUUCCAAGGAUGCAUUCAAGCAAUACGCUGAGGCCCAACGCAAACAGGCCGCCGAGAAGGGUGCCCCGUCACCUCCAUCGACACGUGGAUCAACAUCAAGCAGCUUCACCGCCAAAAAGCUCCCAGACAGCGUCCCCAAAGUAAACUCAAAAUGGGAUGGUGUGCCGGAAAUUGUCAAGAAACAGCAGCACAACAAGUCUAGCGCAUCGAGCAAAAAGACCAGGCACAGUGUGCGGUCACAGAGCUCGCAAAGCUCUCGAUGCAGCGCCGAAACAUGGGAUUCCUCGAGAGUAUCUGUACUGACGGAUGGCACGCAAAAUCCUCCCACCUCUGUCGCUACACCUGAGCCGUCAACGGGAAACCUAGACGCCCGUGACGGAUCCCGGUCCGCUUCACCCCGGCUGUCGAUCAGCACACUUCCUGAACUGUCAUAUUACUUUCCGCAGCCUCUACAAGACACCGCAACGCACUCUGAUGCCCAGCCUGACGUGUAUCACCCUUCCGUCUUCGAAAACACACCUCGAUCUUCGUCCUCCACGUUUAACCUAGGCUCUCCGUUGGAGGGUGUAUUGCCUGGCCUCCGCUCAGACUCCCCAGCUUCUUCCACGGGUUCCGCGGACACUGUCGUUCGAGACACUGCGGAUGCCAUCUUCAAAAAGCUCAACGAUCAGCCUCAAAAGAGCUUGUGGGGCGAUGCACCCGCUGUGCAAUUGCCCGACGAAGAGGCCCGGGUGGCAGUACCCGAGUCGCACAAUUUCCUGUUCGACGACCAACCUAGCUUGGAGGACACGCAGCCUGCGACGCCUCCUUCAGUCCCCCAUUAUGCUCCUAGCCGCCCAGUUCAAAACUUCAGCAGACCCAUGUCGUCACACUUCAACACCACGCCUCCUCCCGCAAUACAGGCGCCAUCGUACAGGACCACGCCUACCGGCCCAGCACUGCCAACGCUCUACGAAACGUCUCUCGCUAGUACGCAGUCUUUGAACAUGGCAGAAUCUAUCCAUUCAGUAGACUCGGACGAGACGGUGCAGUACGAAAGAGACACUGACACGUACUCCAUCGCACCUUCGACUGUCGCACCCUCCGUGCUUUCGGCACACUGGCACGAUUCCCCUCGAGAACGCCUCGGCCUUGGUGGACGUCUUCGGAUGAACGCUCAGACGCCGUGGGAGAGUCAAGGGGAAGAGCCAGGUAAGCUGAAAAAGUACAGGCUUUCCAUGUUUGGCAAGGCCGCACCACGAGCAUGA
Molecule: messenger RNA, 1575 nt
Organism: Parastagonospora nodorum SN15
Lineage: Eukaryota; Fungi; Ascomycota; Dothideomycetes; Pleosporales; Phaeosphaeriaceae
Exons: 1
Coding region: 1-1575 (524 amino acids)
Source: RefSeq, a predicted model, not a curated record